GCGCCCUCAGAAUCUCACCCCCCUUUUCUGGGAGCCGGUCUAGACCCCAGUUUCAGCAUCCAAAGGACAGGGAGAAGCCGCGAGGGCUACGCAGAGGCUAAACUCGCACCCACAUCGACUUUUUACACUCAUUUUUUGUUUAUUGUUUUCAUUUUAAGUAAGUUUAACCCGACAUGGCGCUGAGGGGACCUCUCUGCCGCUUCCUCCGGUCCACGCUGGGCUCCUGUCAGCACAGCCGGGCUCACUCCGUGGCAGUUUUGGGAGCUCCGUUUUCCAAAGGACAGAAAAGGAGAGGAGUGGAGUACGGACCCAAGGCCAUCCGGGACGCCGGUCUGGUGGAGAGACUGACUAACCUCGAAUUCCCAGUUCAUGAUUUCGGAGACCUGAGCUUCCAGCACUUGGAGAAAGAUGACCACUUCAUGCAUGUUCCCUUCCCACGCACGGUUGGACCGGCUACUCAACUGGUGUCUGGGGCCGUGAGCAGGGCUGUAGGAGCGGGACACACCUCCAUCAUGCUUGGAGGAGACCACAGCUUGGCCAUUGGCUCAGUGGAAGGCCACGCCCAGCAGUGUCCAGACCUUUGUCUGAUUUGGGUUGACGCCCAUGCAGACAUCAACACCCCACUGACCUCACCGUCUGGAAACCUCCAUGGCCAAGCCGUGGCAUUCAUGCUCAAAGAGCUGCAGGACAAGAUGCCAGAUGUUCCUGGUUUCUCCUGGAUGAAGCCUUUUCUCAGUGCCAGAGAUCUGGUCUACAUAGGCCUGAGAGAUGUGGACCCAGGCGAGCAUGUCAUUCUGAAGAACCUGGGAAUACAGUACUUCUCUAUGAGGGACAUCGACAGGAUGGGCAUUCAGAGAGUUAUGGAAGUUACACUGGAUCAUCUCCUGGCAAGAAAACAACGUCCCAUCCACCUGAGCUUUGACAUCGAUGCAUUCGAUCCGGCUCUGGCCCCCGCCACAGGAACUCCUGUUAAUGGGGGACUGACCUACAGAGAGGGCAUCUACAUCACAGAGGAGAUCCACAACACAGGGCUGCUGUCAGCGAUGGACCUGGUCGAGGUGAACCCCGUGCUGGGAGGAGGUCCUGAAGCGGUGGAGGCUACAGCCAGCCUAGCAGUGGAUGUUAUUGCUUCGGCUCUGGGUCAGACGCGCGAAGGCGCGCAUGUCGCCCUGCAGGAGAUUCCUGCACCCAAAGAGGACACGGAACAACUCAGACUGUAGAACAGCUGCCAGUCACUCGAGGACUUG
Molecule: messenger RNA, 1247 nt
Organism: Colossoma macropomum (tambaqui)
Lineage: Eukaryota; Metazoa; Chordata; Actinopteri; Characiformes; Serrasalmidae
Gene: arg2
Product: arginase 2
Exons: 8
Coding region: 174-1220 (348 amino acids)
Cellular component (GO): mitochondrion; cytoplasm
Molecular function (GO): arginase activity; manganese ion binding
Source: RefSeq, a predicted model, not a curated record